CUCAAGCCACAGCCAUGCGCUUGACUUCUUGUCCAUCUUGGCCAGGGCCGUUUUCUUUCUUCUUCUCAUCUUUCUCUUCCAUGUAGAUGUGCCAUGUCUCGUCCUCAGGUUAGCAUCGACCGUCUCACGCCCCGCCGUGCGACGGUCGAGCCGCGCGAAACUAUGAACUGCAAAUCAUGUCGCAAGCGCAAGAUCAAAUGUAAUCGCAUGCGACCGAGCUGCGAGGCAUGUAAGGUCUUCCAGUGCCCAUGUCUUUAUGAUGCCGUCCCAAAAAAACGGGGCCCCAAGACAGAUGUGUUAGAAGCUCUUCUCAAGCGGGUUGAUGGGUUGGAGAAACGACUCCAUGAUGAAAAGAACCCUAUUUCGCCCACUUCACCCGAUACACCGGACGAUCCGCCGAGCUUUCCCACCCGUCGGAACACCAUCGACACUUCCUUUAGUAUUUACUCUUCAAGCGAUCGAUCGGCUCUGUCAACUUCGUUCUCGCAGAAUGUGGAUCCCUUCUCUAGGCCGACCGGCCACCCAGCAAGUCUUCUCCAGCAGCCCUCUCCGACAACCAACGGACCCCUAUCGGAUGCGAUCCUCGAUAUUUACUUUGAGCGAUUGCACGGUAAGCCAUUUUAUAUAUUAGACAAGGCGACAACGCAACAUAGCCAUCAACUGAACCAAUUGCCUCCAUCCUUGGCCAUGGCUAUCUCAGCAUUGACAGUAAGAUACACAACCUUGCCUGGUCAAGUGGAGCAGUCACUUCGUACCGGAAUGGAUGCGGCGCUACAGGCAAGACGCAUGAUUGACGUCGACAAUCCCACAGUAGAAGGACUACAAACUCUAUUGUUACUUUCGCAAGCCUUCUAUGCUUAUGGUUUGGGGAAGAAAGCUUAUAUGACAUUCUCAAAUUGCGUGGCCAUGAUCGUCGCUCUGGAUUUGUACCGCGAGGCUUCCUCUAAGUCCAAUAUCACGAUUGCUGAGCGAGAAAUGAGACGUCGGCUAUUCUGGUCUGUUUACUUGAUGGACAGAUUUAUUAACUGUGGAUCCCGACGUCCAUGCCUAAUUGCCGAUCAUUCGGUUGUUCUGCGCCUACCGUCUUGGUCACCACAUGCAGCCGGUCUGAACAUGGAGGGGGAGCUCUUCCAUGUCGGCCCGAACAUUCAAUAUUCCGCUGAUUCCCGGCGCAAAUCACCAAGUGCUGCAUCUUUGCUAAUUGACAUCACGCGUAUUCUUGGUGUCACCAAUAAGUACCUGGCAGCCGGCGGAGUGAAAGGCGACUCCCACUUUCCAUGGCAUGCGCUCUCUAAUUUAUCUAAGAUCCGACAAGAAUUAGAUAUCUGGGCGGCCGGUACGCAGGACGUCUUUGCGUCGAUCGAUGCAUUGUUCGGCCACCCCGAGAGUACAACACUUUUGCUGAGCAAGUUGAUAUACCAUUUGGUGCACUGUUUGAUCUACCGCCCGUUCCUACCCAUUGACCUGGUAGAGCUCCGAGGUACGGGGCAACAUCAGUCCUGGCAAAUCGAGGCGACAAACCUAUGUUUUUCGCACUCCAAUGCCAUCGCAGAGCUCGUUGAACUGGGCCGUAAUUCUCCACUGAUUGAGUGGCCUGCUUUUGUCGGCUAUUGUGUGUGCACAGCGGGGACUGUGCAUGUUCACGGUGUGCACUACAAGGGCCGUGAAGGAGAGGUUUUCUCUUCCAGUGCCGAAUUCCUGACUCGGGAGAUGCACCAGCUCGUUUGGUUGCGCAAUAUUUGGACUGGCGCACAGCAUCAGCGUGAGCUGCUCCAGACCAUAUAUACGUGUCACUCCGAACUGGUGCGCAAUCUUGCUAGUAGCCCAAUGCGCUUCUCGCCAGUCUUCCAUCUUGAGGACUUUCUCGACCGAUAUCCCGGUCUGAUGUUAGAUGGAUCACACGUUCGGCUUAUGGAUGCGGGGGAUGAACUGGCUCCAAGUACUUCAAACUUCAUCGAUCGUCAAGAUCACUACUACCAACGACCAAUCGCCGCACCCUCGUAUCAGAAUGCUUCAUCCUACUUCUCAAAUACGCGGCCUGGACCCUCCAGUCCACUACCAUCCACCCAGAACUUAGAUAUCGACCGUCGCCACCCCCAUUCCCAUUCUCUGUCCCAGAAACCCUCUCACCCGGCUUCCCUCUCGCCAACCCUACAAUUCCAAGCGAUCUCAAAUAAUCACCACCAACAAUCACCAUCCUUGCCCUCCAUAUUCUCCCUCCCAACCGGAACAGAUCUAUCUGGCGCCGGCACAGCAGAAACCUCUCACCUCUCCAUCCCAGGCUUCUCCCCCUCGGCCUUUGGCAUCUCACCGCCAGCCUUUCUCACCGAUUCCGCCAUGAACAACAUAGCACCAACACCGCCCCCAAAUCCCCAAUAUGCAACCUUCCCCUUUGACACCGCGAACACAAACCUAAACGGAAUGGCACAGUCGGGCCCCACCGCACUGACGCCAGGUGCCCAGUCCCAAACUAGUGCCACCCACACCACAACUGGCAGCGAGGGCGCAUCUGAAAAAGAUCCCUUCCUGAGCUUGCUGGAACAGCUCGCUGAAAAUGAGAACUCGCAGGGCGGGCCUAGUGAGCUCGAGUUCUUUUUGACGGGUACCGGUGCUGUCGAAAGUGAUACGGAGAUCCCUCUUGAGAAAGCUGGUGCCUCGUAG
Molecule: messenger RNA, 2661 nt
Organism: Penicillium verrucosum
Lineage: Eukaryota; Fungi; Ascomycota; Eurotiomycetes; Eurotiales; Aspergillaceae
Product: transcription factor domain-containing protein
Exons: 6
Coding region: 94-2661 (855 amino acids)
Biological process (GO): DNA-templated transcription; regulation of DNA-templated transcription
Cellular component (GO): nucleus
Molecular function (GO): DNA binding; zinc ion binding; DNA-binding transcription factor activity, RNA polymerase II-specific
Source: RefSeq, a predicted model, not a curated record